AUGGAAGAAAAAGGGAAAAUAAUCUGUAAAAGGGUUAUGCAAUCACCAUAUAACAUAGAAUUAGAGUCAUUAGAUCAAGUAAAAACUAGCUCAAUAUUGAAAGCUUUUUUAGAAAUUAUUUUCUUAGAUAAAUCAAACAAAUUUUUCUUAUUUAAACAUGAUGAAAUUAUAGACAGUUUAGAACAUAAUGAAUUGAGUGCUCUUAUAUUAAUUAGAACAAUUCAUUAUGAAAAAUUUUAUAAGCACAUUCCUAUAAUAGCUUCAUUAAAAAAAGUCAACUUUGUUUUAAUAGAACAAAAUUAUUUCAAUACAAGUGAAUUUAAUGAUAUACCUGAUACAAGCCAUAUAGGGAUCAGAAGUUUAAAAAAUAAAAAUGAUGAUUCUAUUUCUAUUAAUGAGAAAAUAAAACAUUUAGUUUUUUUAGUUAAUUCUUAUUAUAAACCUAUAAAUAUUCCUUAUCUAUUUAGUGAUCCAAAUUAUGUUAAUACAAAAUUUAAAGUUGAAAAAAUAAAUAGCAAAAAGUAUAUCAAAAAAUUAUCAAGAAAAGAAAAAAAAAAAAUUAGAAAAUUACAAAAGAAAAAUAAUAUAUGA
Molecule: messenger RNA, 591 nt
Organism: Plasmodium relictum
Lineage: Eukaryota; Apicomplexa; Aconoidasida; Haemosporida; Plasmodiidae
Product: conserved Plasmodium protein, unknown function
Exons: 6
Coding region: 1-591 (196 amino acids)
Source: RefSeq, a predicted model, not a curated record